AUGGCUUGUCGUCAGGAGCCUCGACCACUAUUGUUCAUCGUUCGAGAUGCACAAUCUUUUAACCGGGGUACUUACAAAAAGGCGUCGGCAGAAGCAAAGGCGAUCACCUCCCAUGUGUCCCGGCGGUAUCGAGGUUGGCGAAAAACGCAUCGCCAGAAUCUCCUGCUUGACCAUACGACAAAUGCCAUUCUCACUUCGGUUCUGCCAAGCGAGGCCACUCGCUCUGCAAACAAUGUCACCCAAGCCAUCGAGGAAACCGACAACCAAGUACUCUCCGAGUAUCGACAGCAACUGUUGGAAAGUAGUAGUCGCUGGGUUUACGGUCCCUUCGAGUCGCAUUGCCUGCAGGCAGACAGGCCAGAGAAGCUGAUUCUGAUCGACGGCAGCAUCGUCCCCCAGAUCUUGAGAUUCGGUAGCCAAACUCUGGAUCCGUUUGUGCCCGACAGCUUCAAGUAUGACCGUGAAAUACAGGCAGACCUCUUCUUCUACAUCAAGAUCCUUCGACCAUUUGCAGUCCAUCUGAUAAAAGGAUGGUCCUGGAUUGAUAACUUGUCUCAGAUCCAAUCUUCUCCGGUGCUGGCCUACGCCGUAGCAGCUUAUGCUUCCGUAUUUUUGGCCGGGUCACUGCGCGGAGGUCCCGGUGUGGUACUGCCUCCGCCGGUCGAGAAGGGCCAGCAACCUCUGUGGGAGAUUCCGUCAUGGCUACGCCUGCAGACGUAUUGUCUGGCAGAACUGAAUGCGAUUCUGAGUGAUCUGUCAUCCCGAAAGUUGGACGAGUCGUGCUAUCAAGCGAUCUUCUUCCUGCUCAGGCUUUCGAUCCUGCUUUCCGAUGGGGAGACAGGCAGAAUGCAUCUCAAAGCUCUACGGAGAAUUUCCGGAUUGAUCGGUGUCGAGGAUGUCGACUUGGACAAGGAGAUGGCCGUUGGCAAGAUCAACAUCAUAAGUGCUUUCCUCCACAGUUCGUCAGUUGUGCUUGUCAGGGGCCGACGACAGGGCGCCCGGGGCUCUGGCCACGUUCGGGAAGUUGUUGAACUGGAUCGAAAGCUGUGGACUUGUGAUCGAGAAUGGUACACCUUCUGUGCUGCCGUCGGCGCACGAAGACUCAUCUGGCGCGCCGAAAGCCCGAGUGCAAAAUUGCUCCCAGAGACAGCACCUGCUAUUGCCAGAAUGGACCCCAAUAGCCACUUCCUGCAACAGGGCGAAUUUGUCGAACUACAACGAUGUUACCAGAUUGCACUCUUCCUAUCCGUCUACCUCAACAACAUCAGCUUCAACACCUCCGCAGCACGUGUUCGCUCACAGGCCCUGGACCUUCAGUCAAGGCUCUCCAAAAUGGACAUGUUCGCAAUCACUAAACUGUGUCACUGCACGGUGUUCAACCUACUUAUGGUAGGUGCUAUGGCUAUGAGGGGGUUCUUGGAAAGGAACUGGUUUGUUCACCUUAUAGCGACCCAAUAUACGGAAGUGCUACAUAUCGACCAUGUCUACCGACUCCUGGCCGAGUUUAUCGACCCUCUGCACAUUGUAUACAACGCCGUCGAAGAUACGUGGGAAGAUGUGAUCAAUUUCAGAUCAAUCAUGUCGAUCAAGACGAUGCCACAAGGCUCAUCCACAGGGCAUAAUCUGGGUGGAAUCGAGAACUUCAGGCCGAUGAACUAUUCUCCCGAUCUGUCGUUACCAAUCAACGUCGUCGAGAUGGAAGAUUUGGACAGUAGCUUCGAACAGGGUAUGAUUUAG
This is a messenger RNA of Capronia coronata CBS 617.96, 1737 nucleotides long. RefSeq lists its product as uncharacterized. Lineage: Eukaryota; Fungi; Ascomycota; Eurotiomycetes; Chaetothyriales; Herpotrichiellaceae. The transcript is spliced from 3 exons. The record is from RefSeq and is a predicted model, not a curated record. The coding region runs from base 1 to 1737 and encodes 578 amino acids.